ACUAAUUGGAAAAGAAAAAAAAAAAAUAGUAACACACGAAGAAGAAACGUUGGGUUCUCUUUUCUCUCUAAGCUCCGGAGGGCGAAAGCGAGGGUUUUGUGAAGAAGAGAGAGAGGGAAAUAAAACCCGAGUUUUAGGGAGAGAUAGCGACUAGAGAGAGAAGCCCCAACCUUAGGCGGAAGAGGAGAGAGAAAGAGGGGGCGAGAUUGGAGAUUUUCUCUUUUUCAGCUGUGGUGAAGGCUAGGGUUUUCAAAUUCAUUCAUGAAGGAGUAGAAUAUAAGCAAUUUGGAAAUUGCGGUUGAAAGUCUAAUAAUUGGAUCCUCGUGGCUCUACAGCAGGCGCUUAAGCAUCUGUGUUUUCCAGAAUACUUUGAUAAAUUUCGUUCUGAAGUCUACAACAAUUCUGCAUGGGAGAAAAAACGUUGUUUCUGCACAAUUACUUAUGUGAAAUCAAGAAACAUGGUAUGUGAAGCAGUAUGACGCUCGAGGAUUUCUUCACCUUGACUGAGAUGAAAGAUGGGCUCACAGCCCUAUCUCGAGUUGAGGAGCUGGUAACGGUAAUGCAGAAGGAGAAAGAUUGUGCGGUGAAGAAUGUUGGUGAUGCAUCUAGGCAGUGGGCUGCUGUGGCCAGCACUAUUGCUGCCACAGAGAAUAAAGAUUGCCUUGAUCUUUUUAUUCAAUUAGACGGUCUCUGGUUCAUUGAUAGAUGGCUAAAAGAUGCUCAAAAGUUUUGUACUGAUACAAAUGAAAGCUUUGUAGAAGAGUCAAUCACUGCUCUACUACAAGCACUUGAAAAGCUGCAUAUAAAUAAUGAGAGAUCAGUGUCUUCAGGAAUCUGGAUUACGGUCAAGAAUCUUCUUGGCCACAAAAGUUCUACAGUUCAGGAUAGAGCAAGAAUUCUGUUUGAUAGCUGGACGCAGGAAAGGAAGGGAGACGCAAGUAACUGUGAAGUUGACAAUGUUGUGGUAUCUCAUGAUGAUGCAAGUUCAAAGCUUGUUUCAGAGGACAGUAGACCAUCUCCUUCAGGUAUUCCUGUUACUUCUGAAGGAACUGUUAAAGGGGAAACUCUCAGUUCAGAACCUGCAGAAAGGGGUGAUGAUGUAGAGAUCCAUACUGAUAACAAUCCGCUUAGCACCCACAAAAUCUUAGACAGUGCAGACACAAAAGAGAGAUCUGCAGAUCCCCUGCCCUCUUCUGUUGUUUCAAACCCUGUUAAAGAAAAUCCUUCAGCGAUAGAAGAUUCCCCUGUAUGUCCUUUAGGAGUAACGUCUGUUGAGACUAGUUUUCCAGAUACGAAGAAAGGCACUGAUGAAGGAACUACAGAUUUCCAAAUAGUGAAUGAGUUCUCCCAAAAUGAAAAGCAGGCAGACAAAGUUGAAAGUUCUAUAUCUAGUCCUGUGGAACCUGGAAGUGCUCCACUGGAUGCCGCUGCUGCAAGUCCUCCGGAGUCAAAGAAGCAGCCUGAUUUGCAAAAUAAAGUUGAAGCCAGUGAGAAUGAUAUGUGUGAAAAAAUCUCUGCCACAGAUUGUGCACCAGCUGAUUCAAAGAGUGUGGUGGGAGAAUGUAGGGUUGGAAAUCAUUGCAGUGCAGCGGAAGACGGUGAACGUCGUUCUAAUGCAUUGCAGGACUCAUCUGUUAAUGGUACUGUGUUUGGGAACCCUGAGGAUUUAGAGACGUCUUCUAGGUUGGAUGACCUGGGAACCGUUGACGAGGAUAAGGAGCAUGCUAGUGAUGAAGAUAGGGAUUUUAGAAUUGCAUAUGAAUUCUCUAAGCCUGUGAUGGAUACCAAAAGUUCAGGUGCUAUUAACAAGAGAAGGUCUGAUAGUGAACUUGAUUAUGGUGUUGAUGCUUUAGAAGUUGCUCGACAGGUUGCCAAAGCAGUUGAAAGAGAAGUCUUCAAAGGACCAUUUACAAGCUCAUCUUCUGAGAAAACCUCAGAAGGUGGACUGAAGCAACCAGGUAGCCCUGACUCCAUAAAUGAGAAACAGGACCUGCCUACCGAGAUUCCACCAAAUGAGGUGCCAGCUGCUCAAACCCGUUCUUCCGAGGCAGCUAAUCUGGAUACGACAUCAGAGAACUGCAAUCAGGAUAUAGAGUCCUCCCAGGUGACGGAAGCAGCACAAGAAAUGGAGAUUAACAUAGAAAAAGGUUUGUGUGGUUUUGAUCUAAAUGAAGAAGUUUGCUCUGAUGAGAUGGAUGGGCCUGGUAAUACUGUAUCCACACCAAUUUCGGUUGUUUCUGCUUCGAGACCAGCAACUAUUCCUGGAUUGCCUGUAGCCCCUUUACAGUUUGAGGGUACUCUUGGAUGGAAAGGAUCUGCUGCUACUAGUGCUUUUCGACCAGCUUCACCGCGUAAAAAUUCUGACAGUGAUAAGAAUCACUCUGUUGGGGGUACAAGCGAUAGUGGCUCAAAGCAGAGGCACGAUUUUCUUGAUAUUGAUCUUAAUGUGGCUGAGGGUGGAGAUGAUUUAGGGAAACAAAUUCCAGCAUCUUCUGGCCUUCCUUCUGGGGAAUCAUCUGUAGAAGUGAGCCAAAGAUCAGAAAGGUUCAAGCUGGAUUUAAACCGGAUUGAGGAUGAUGGCGAUGUUCUACCAUCAAACUUAACAGUGGAAGGGCAGCAUAUGUACAACCGAAGCGGCCGUCGCAGCCCUUCUCCUGCCUCUUCAUCAUCAUCAAUGCAACCUUCUAUGAGAAACUUUGAUUUGAAUGAUAGGCCGGCCUUUCAAGACUCGUUAGAUCAAGGACCUGGUAAGCCUUCACAGACUGUAAAUCCACAUAUAGUGCCUAAACCAGAUGCUUCUGUCAUUUCCAUAAUGGGUACCAGAGUCGAGAUCAACAGAAAAGAGUUUGUCCCUCAAGUCCUCUCCCUACCAAAUGGCAAGGGUAUAGAGUCUGCAGUAGAUUCUACCAUGACAAGAACAGGAAGCUUUCUGGGGUUGGCUCCCACUGGUUCUUACACUCCUGCGUCUGUGUUUGGUUAUAAUGGUCUGACAACAGGGCCUACAAUGUCUCUGUCCUCUGCCUUAUAUGGACCCAGUGGUACAAUCCCCUGCGUGGUGGAUACACGAACCACGGUAAUGCCUCAAAUUGUGCCCUCUGCACCAGCUGUUCCACCUUAUUCCCAGCCACCAUUCAUUCUGAGCAUGACUAAUACACAACCGGGUCUAAACGGUGCUGGGCCAUCACGCCCCAAUUUCGAUCUAAAUUCUGGUUUCAUGGUUGAAGGAGGGAAUAGGGACUCGGGUCUAAGGCAGUUCUUCAUUACUGGGCAAGGAAGGCCGGUGGAGGAGCAUUUGAGGACCAAUUCACAGCCCCCUUCAAGUUCCAGCAUUGGCGGAAAAAGGAAGGAACCGGAUGGUGGGUGGGAAGCUUAUCAAUUUAGCUACAAACAGCAGCAACCACCGUGGAGAUAGAAGUUUUUUUGUUCUCCUGCACUUAUUGCUCUCUUUGGAUCGAUUCUUAAGUCCAACUAGUAGAUUGAUGCUUGCACUCCGAUUUCGAAGAUGAUCCGGAAGAAAUUAAUAAAGCUGGAGGGAUUGUCAAUGUAACAUGAUUUAUACGAUUAAUUGCUGAAGGGAAAGAAAUUAGGUUCUUGUUUUGAUUUUCUUGUAUUUUCUUUUCUUUUUUCUGUUUCAUAGGAGGCAUUUCAAGGUAGAAGACUUGGGAAUAUUUAGCUGUAAUUUCUUGUCCUUGUAUAUCACAAAAAUAUAGGAACGGGUCUCUAAGUUAUAUU
Messenger RNA from Morus notabilis, 3732 nucleotides. RefSeq lists its product as uncharacterized. Bases 476 to 3412 code for a protein of 978 amino acids. Lineage: Eukaryota; Viridiplantae; Streptophyta; Magnoliopsida; Rosales; Moraceae. The transcript has 3 exons. The record is from RefSeq and is a predicted model, not a curated record.